Molecule: messenger RNA, 1524 nt
Organism: Oppia nitens
Lineage: Eukaryota; Metazoa; Arthropoda; Arachnida; Sarcoptiformes; Oppiidae
Gene: Taf7
Product: transcription initiation factor TFIID subunit 7-like
Exons: 2
Coding region: 191-1435 (414 amino acids)
Biological process (GO): transcription initiation at RNA polymerase II promoter; RNA polymerase II preinitiation complex assembly
Cellular component (GO): transcription factor TFIID complex
Molecular function (GO): RNA polymerase II general transcription initiation factor activity
Source: RefSeq, a predicted model, not a curated record
AAAAAAACUGUUUUUCAAUUGUAAACAUUGUUUUUGUGUCAACAAGUGUUUAGUGGACUCCCGAAAAACCGCCGCAUUUUAUUCGGUGAUCAAUUGGUUAACCCAACGAUCGGACAAAUCUAUCUAUCGAUUAAUCAAUCAAAUUGGUGGCCAAACAACAACAACAAACACAUUGAUUGCGGUAAUCAUAAUGCCGUUUGAAGACAACAACAAAUCGGAAACUAUGACCGCGAACGACGGUCCGUGCGAAUUGGAGUCACAGUUUGUACUUCGGUUGCCAUCACUGGCAGCGGCCAGUCUUCGGGCAGCCGUACGGUCAGGUGUUAUGAAUCUCAAGGAACGGCUGACCGUCCAGAUUGAACCCGACAUCCGACGCGGUACUGUCCGAUUUGAUGGCUGGAUAUUGCCGGCAAAGAUUGUCGAUUUACCGACAAUUAUCGAAUCGCACAAAACAUUGGACAACAAAAACUUCUACAAAACGGCCGACAUUUGCCAAAUGAUGAUCUGCAAGGAAGAGAUGGACGAUCCGACCGGUGCCGGCGGUCAGUCGGGUGCUGCCGAACCGGACGACACUGUCAAUCGUAAGUCAAAGGACGGCAAAGACAAGAAACAUUUGUUUCCGCACGGCGUGACUCCGCCGUUGAAAAAUGUCAGAAAAAAACGCUUUCGAAAGACACUGAAGAAAAAGUAUGUGGACUUUCCGGAGAUUGAAAAAGAGGUAAAACGUUUGUUUCGUACGGACAACGAAGCCAAACAUGUACGCUAUGAAGUGGUCAACGCCGAGGAUGAACUCAAAGGAGACCAGAAAGCUAGCGGUCCGUUGUCUCCGUCCACCGCAAUGGGCGGCAACAGUGGUCCCGGUUUUGAUGUCGGCGAACACGAUCUGUUUGGCGAUGUGGUCAGUUCGAGCGAUGAAGAUGACACCCGUGGAGGUGGACGUCCCGAUUCGGGUGACGAUAGCCGCAUGUCGACCAGCAAUAACCGAGACUCGAUAUUUAAGGAUAAGAGUUCACCGGAUAAAUAUGUUACCGAAUUUUCUAAAGGAAUGCUAUCGGAUAUGCCGUCCGCUGGCGGUGCGUCCACUUCGGCGGCGACCAAUAAUAACAACAACUAUGGCUACGAUAUGGAGUCCGAAUCGACCAGUGCUGUCGAAGGUAUGGGCGCUAUGGGCGAGUCGCUGGCCGCCGAAGACACAGCCGCUACCAGUGCACUGGAAAGAGGUGCCGAAAAUGAUCAUCUGAUGGAAAAGUUACGCGAAAUUGAAGACGAAAUCACUAGUUUGCAGUCGCAGCGACUGAACCAACAGAUGGAAAUGGAUAACAUCGAAAAUAUGGCACUCAAACAGCGAUUCCAGAGUCAAAUCAACGAACUGAAGGCUCAAGAGGUGGCCAAACGACGCGAACAGGAAGAACUGUUGGCUAUUCUAAAUGAGUGAUGGAUCUGAUGGGAAGUCUUCAUCAAUAUUAUUAUCAAAUCAUCUGAUAUAUAAUGUAAUCAUUAUUAUUAUAAUUAUUUAUCCAUUUA